AUGGAGGCUUUGAUCCAGCAGGAGUUCAGUGCCGAUGAGCUGGAACUCAAAAAACAGAUGUUGCUGUUCUUCCGACCUUUAUACGGGAGACAAGCACAGCGAUUACUGGAUGAAUUCGCGGAUGGGAAAUUGAACGAGGUUGCGGAAGCCCUUACGCUUGGAGGUCCUCACCCUCUGAUAUCUUCGAAAGAGGUCACACAGGAGGUCCCUGGCACCCAAGACGUUGGCGACAAACACCGCGAAAAGCCUGACACAGGCCAUCCUGCAACAAACGACCAGAUUCCCCGAACGGCCGAGCCGGUGACAGAGAGUCUUCCGGAAAAGCCGGUGAGACUCGUUGUUCAGGGGAAAGAGAAACAGCGCCUCUUGGAUGCCGAUCGCAGUGCUCCUCAUCAGCCAGGCACCCCCACAAAGCCCAGACUUCAAGAGAGAGAAGAACAGCAAGGCUCGUUGAAGAUCGCAGACCUUGACCCUGCUUGUGUCAAAGAACUCGAAGCCGCGGACGCCAGACUCGAUCCGGUUAUUGUUGAGGAUAUUGAUGUUCGCUCCUUGAGCUUUGACCUAUCUCGAGUCCUUUUCAAUCCAGGCGUCUAUCAGUUACGGGAUCCGCGGUCUCGCGUCUACAACUUUGACCCGUACCUAGAAAAAAUCAUGCCUGUCACCGAAUUCAACUUCGAUGCCUUGAACGAGUACAUUACUUCCUCCGACGACGGGAAGCUGCGUGGGUUAGCCCUGCAGAACAAUCAACGCUACACCGGCUCCUCGUCCAGCAUGACAUCUACCAUAGCCCAAUUCCACUUUCUCAUUUCGGCUUUCCGCGAGAUCAAUCUGGACAGCUUGAGCAGGGGCUUUAAACCAGAUUCGACCAACUUCACAAGACUGACUAGAGCCCCCAGCGCGGUCUUCCUUCGCUGGCGCGACGGAGUCUACGCCCUCGAUGCAGACAAAGAAUUUGAUAGCGCCAACAUCCUGAUGAGUUUGGGACGGUCUCUUGAAAAGCUCUUAACUCUCGAGAAGGACGAUUUUGAGAAAUACAGGAAGUCGGCUCGUGGGGGAGCCAAUUUGGAGGCAGAGAAGCCCGAACAGUAUCACUAUGGACGUAUCGGCAAAUUUCUCAUGAGAUCGCAGCUCGAUGCUUAUGAUUCUCGCCUGCCUGGCAGCGGUAUGUUUGACUUGAAGACACGCGCCGUGGCAGCGGUUCGCAUGUCUCUUGACGAUCACGAGCCUGCGCAAGGCUAUCAAAUCAAGGAGCGAUUCGGACAAUGGGAAUCUUAUGAACGCGAAUACUACGACAUGAUACGAUCGGCGUUCCUCAAAUAUUCUCUCCAGGUUCGUAUGGGGAGGAUGGAUGGCAUCUUUGUGGCCUUCCACAACAUCGAGCGGAUGUUUGGUUUUCAAUACAUCUCACUCCCAGAGAUGGACAUGGCGCUACAUGGCCAGACAGAUCCAACCCUGGGCGACCGCGAAUUCGGUUUCAGCGUCAAGAUCCUGGAAGAUGUCUUUGAUCGCGCAACGGCGAGAUUCCCAGGUCAGACGCUCCGCUUCCAUUUCGAAACGAGAGAAGCCACAGCGAAGCUGGAGCCUGUUCCAUACAUGAAUAUUUUCGCGGAGCCUAUGUCCGAGGAGGAUGUGGAUGAAAUCCAACGUGCUAGUAAGGAGGAGAUGGCAGCUUAUGAGCAACGCAUCUUCAAUGGACUUGAUCCCAAGGGCGACAAAGCGAUGGGGGAUCAGCCUUCGACAAACACAGAUCUCACAGAAGAAGAGUCGCAACUUUGGGAGCCAGCGACUGAUGGGUCCGAAACCGCUAGUUCUCACCAACAGCCGGAAGGUGCACAGGAGGGUGUAGCGAAACAGAGUGAGGGUUCAACGAAGGUCACGGGGGCGACAAGCAGUAUCCAGACCAGCGAUGCAAAUGUCGACUUUCUUGAGAGUUUAUCAGAGCUCGAGUUCUCCUCGGCAAACGAGGGUACACCUUCUUCAGGCCCGAGCGAAGGCCAUGACGAUUCGUCCAAGCCUUUGAUGGCAUUCAAGGUAAUGGUGCGCAGUUCGGUCAAUGGCAAGCCAGUAGGCCGUCCAGCGAACCUUGGGGCCAGCGAUGAUUGGAAACUUGAAUACACUAUCGAGGAGCUGCCAGCGGUUCGAGCGGCUUCGAAGUAUAGGCUGUGUAAGAGCAGACGUGCCGCCGCGCUGAAAUUAGCAAUGCAGGAGCGGGACGGCAGGGACUACUUUCGGGAGCGGCUGCUGCGCAUGAGUCAGGCUGGCGAAAAGUGGCGGCAGCAACAAGACGAGCUGGAUGCACAGCGAGAGCAAAUCGUCCUCUAUGGUCUCGAUGGGCAAGGCCAGCGGCAGGUCCCUAAUGGGUCAAAUGUACAACAGCAGAUACAAGAAUAG
Cyphellophora europaea CBS 101466 is the source of this 2391-nucleotide messenger RNA. RefSeq lists its product as uncharacterized. Gene Ontology annotation, cellular component: mitochondrion; mitochondrial envelope. The transcript has a single exon. NCBI's taxonomy places the organism in Eukaryota, Fungi, Ascomycota, Eurotiomycetes, Chaetothyriales, Cyphellophoraceae. The coding region runs from base 1 to 2391 and encodes 796 amino acids. The record is from RefSeq and is a predicted model, not a curated record. Gene Ontology annotation, biological process: mitochondrial RNA 5'-end processing.